AAAAUAUAUUUGAAAUGGCAUCGUAAAUCAUACUUAAUUGAUUUUAAAUAUUAGAAAAUUGUUUUUAAAUGAAACUUAAUUGAUAUAAUAAUUACCCGACGAUGAAUACCGCGGGUACAAUUCCAUAUAAUAACUUUGUUCAAUUAAUAUAUUCUAAGUGUCGGGUGAAAAAUAAUUAACUACAAGUAAACAAACCUUGUUAAUUGCAUUUCAUACAAAAUUUCAACAAAACGUCUUCAUACAAAAUACAAACAUAGCAAUUAUUUUAAAAAACCGUUCACUUUCAGUCAAGUGUGAGCGAAUAAAAUUAUAUCGAUGUUACUAAAUUAAACACGAUGUAAAACAAUUAACGGUGUUGAAUGCAAUUAUGUGUUUGCCUUGAAACUUCGGAGAAUAUGUGUGCUUUCCAGCAAGACACAGUGUCCACUAGUGUAAGCGAGACACACUGACAUGUUCUUUCUCACACUAAUGGACACUGUGUUACACUGUCUUGCUGGAAAGCACACUCUGUGUCUGUCUGUCUGUCUCUCUUUCUCUCGUGGCAAAUUAUUUUUAUUCGAUAUUUUAUGCAUUUGUAGAGAGAGAAUGGAGGGAAUGUGAAAAACUGACAUCGCUAGCCCAUUGUAGAUACCAUCAAGUCAACUCUAUCCCUCUCUACUUAUAUGUGCAAUUAAUGUCAAAGAAUAAAUGCUAUAUCUGACUAUACGGGAUAUAUGUACAUGUCAAUCAUUAGAAAAUGCAACAUAUCGCGUGGCAAAACGGUUUUGUCACUUGAGGGAUAACUAAGAGGAGUUAUGAUUAUUUGACGUUUAAUAGUUGAUCGUGGCAGUCGUGCGAAGCAAGUUUGAAAAUUGACAUUCAACGCGGUUAAGCGUGUAGAAUAUAUAUCUCUGACAACUAUGGCUGAAAGUAUUUACAGUCAUUAUUAUGAUAUUGUUUAUAAAAUAUCAUCUCUGACUGGCAUGUGGCCAUAUCUAAAGACAAAAAUAAGAAUAUUUCGUAUCGCCUUGUUAACUAUAAUAUUAUUAACUAUUCUCGUGCCACAGAUAGCAUAUCAAUUUAUGUGCAAGAAAAACUUGCAGUGCACAUUUCAAGCCAUGACAGCUUAUUUACUAUCAAUUGUGGCUGUGCUGAAGAUGUAUACCUUUCAAUUUAACGUUCAUACAAUAAAAGACCUCACUCGACACCUGUUCUGUGAUUGGAAAGAAUUACAUACUUCUGAAGAGUAUGAAAUUAUGAAGUCUUACGCUGCAAAUAGUAGACGAUUUUCCGUGAUAUAUUCUGUGUACUAUUAUUUCGGCGUAUAUGUAUUUAUAUCCAUGUCUCUCAUUCCGCAAGUGUUGGAUAUUGUUUUACCUCUCAAUGAAUCUCGUCCUAUGCUGCCAGUUUAUCCUGGAUAUUAUUUUGUCGACGAGAAGAAAUAUUUCUUCUAUAUUUUCUCGCAUGCUAUGAUGGCUUGGGAAAUUGCUGUAACUGUGAUAAUCUCCCACGAUUGCAUGCUCCUAACUUACAUCGAACAUGUUUGCAGUAUUUUCGCUCUAGUCGGAUUUCGGUUUGAACAAUUGAUACAUAAUGAUGCUAUGAAAGUUUUACAUUCUGAUACAAGUGAUACGUAUCACAAACAAAUCGCAUUCUCCGUAUAUACGCACCGUAAAGCUUUAAGAUUCGCUCAACUGAUCGGAGAUACGUUUUCAUUAACGUUGACUCUACAAUUAGCACUAAAUACUGUAAUGAUCAGUAUUACGUUGUUACAAGUAACACAGCAGCAAGCCGAUAUUUUACAACUGAUAAGAUAUAUAAUGUAUGUCAUUGGCCAAUUAAUCCACUUAUUUUGCCUAAGUUUCGAGGGACAGAAACUAAUAGAUCACAGUCUUCAAACCUGCGAUAAAAUCUACAAUAGUUUUUGGUAUGAAACGACUCCCAAGUCACAAAGAAUGCUUCUGUUUGUGAUGCAAAAGAGUCUUCAACCUAGUUUCUUAAGUGCUAGUAAAAUCUACAUUUUCUCAAUGGAAAACUUUACCAUGAUCAUGCAAACUUCGAUGUCAUACUUUACCGUACUCUCAACUUUGGAAUAAUUAAGCAACGAUUAGUGUUCAAAUAUGAGACUCUACAUCCGUAAAAAUCAUAAUUUUUACAUCAAGGCAAGUUUGUUAUUCAUUUACACGUGAGUAACUUUUAGUAACAUUGCAAUGAAUUUUUAUCACUCACUUGCGUCUGUGUACUUGUAGUUCUUGAAAUUAAAUAGCGAAACAUUAUAUACAUAUGUUGCAUUGCGAAAAAAUAUUCCUAACUCUGAAAAUGUUUUACGCAAUGGAAAAAUAAGAAUAUAAAAAUUAUUAAAUUUUAAUUAGGUUUAAUAAUUUUGAAAAAUUGUAAUCGUUACGUGUAACGCAGUAGAUGAACUUAUCGAUACAUUUUCGCGAUAGAAUUACAAGAUACAAAACAUAUUCAACAUUAUAUCACAAAAAAUGUAACAUAAAGUUGUUUUGUCCUUACGACUGUCUGUAACAUCAAAAGUAGUUUGUCGUGCUGUUUAAUUCGUUAAAGACAGAUCUUAAAUGUGUUAAAGAAUUCUCUGUUGUCAAUUGUUUAGAAAAUAAAGUUGUAUACAAUAAAGUUUGCGUUAAAUGUUCUCUCAUCCUAGAAGAAAAGAAACAGAAAGAAACAAAAAGGAAUAAAAAGUUACUAUCCAUAUGUUAAUCGACAAACACUCUUAAGAGUUUUCUUCAAAAUCUUAUAAUCGAUAAGGUCAAUUGCAAUGAAUAAAUAAGAGAUUCACGAUGUACAUUGUGGGUUAUAAAAGUGCGUAUAAAAAAAGAAAUAAUCGGUUACUAAAUAUUAAUAAUUAUAUUAUAUUUAUUAUUUAAAAUUUUAAUUUUAUUAUUAUUUAAAAAUCAAAUUAAUGGCCGGUGAACUUUAACGAUUGAUGCGUAAAUGACCAGUAGACAAAUUUUUAUUUUACAAGAAAAAGAAUGUAUAUAUAAUAUGUAUGAAAAAAUACUUUAAUUUAAAAAUAGCUUUAUUACAAUAAUAAUUAACUUUUUAAAAGUUAUUAAGGUUUAAAAAGACUAGUAGUACUUAUCUAGAUAUGUCAAUAUUAAAAUAUAACAUUUGAUCUGACAUUUGAACUUGAAUGAUCAUUCACUAGUCAACCAUUUUCGUGUUCAAUUUACUAGUUAAUGCCGAGGUGCAUAUUUUUCUUUUUUUAUAGUGACAUUUUUUAAUAAAAAAAAAUAUUUUAAUUAAAUCUGUAUUAAAAAAUGAAUAUACAAAAUUAUCAAUUAAUGUGUAAUUUAUUAUUUUAAAAUAUUUUUUAUAAAUAAAAUUUUAAUAUUUUUUAUAAACAAUCAUUUUUCUGAUGCAACUGUUCAAAAAUUUGUGUAGUGAUUCUAUAUAGGAAACGUAAAAUUUGCUUUCCAACAGGAAAUUGUAAAUGAUAUGUAAAUGCUGUAAAAAAUAUCUUAUAAAGUUAUGUAAUAAGAUGCAAAAUUUUUUGAUUUAAGGAUAUAACAAAGAUAUUUCUUGUGCACAAUACAUUUUUAUAACACACAUACUUAUAUCUUUUGUUUCAAUGUGUUUUUUUAAUGGAAGUAAUUAUUUAAUGAUUAUAUUUUAAUUAUAAAAUGUAAGUCUGAUUUACUUGGAAAAAGUUUACUAUUAACGAAAAAGUAAAUCUCCGUAGUCUUAAAUCAGAUUAUGGAUGAAAAAUUCUUUUUUAAUGGUAUAAAAAAUUAAUUUAUUAUUCUUAAAAAAAUGUAUUGUAAAGAAUGACAGUGUAGAAGAGAUAAAGCAUUGUUUUUUUAAUCUUUUUCAUAUCGUUGAGCUGAAAAACUUUUGUCGUUAUUAUAGUAAAUAUCAUUGUUAAACAUACGAUUUUGCUUGCCGAAAAUGAGAUUUCUCCAAGAUCACGAA
This is a messenger RNA of Monomorium pharaonis (pharaoh ant), 3912 nucleotides long. RefSeq names its product odorant receptor 13a. Gene Ontology annotation, molecular function: odorant binding; olfactory receptor activity. Gene Ontology annotation, biological process: detection of chemical stimulus involved in sensory perception of smell; sensory perception of smell. The transcript is spliced from 9 exons. Bases 900 to 2075 code for a protein of 391 amino acids. Gene Ontology annotation, cellular component: plasma membrane. NCBI's taxonomy places the organism in Eukaryota, Metazoa, Arthropoda, Insecta, Hymenoptera, Formicidae. The record is from RefSeq and is a predicted model, not a curated record.